AUGGCAACAGCGGCUAUGGGCCUAUUCAGUGGUAGCGCCAAUAUUGAGAUUGGAGGUCCUACAGACAACCAACUUGUAGACCAUGUAUAUUCCUAUGAACCUCGAGGAUGUUACGGACAAAAAAACAAUACUAUUUGGGCUCAAUCAGCAUUCAUAAAAACAGGCAUCGCCAUUGGACCAGCUGUGUGGAGAGGAGAUACAACAAACUACAACCGCAACGGAGAUGGAAAUAUUGUAAUCUACGGUGAUCAAGGUGCUCUGUGGGCAACAGCCACAAAUCCUUCGGGCACAAAGUUCUCUCCUUAUUUGCAAGUCUAUAAUUCUAUUGGCGCUGUUAUUUAG
Molecule: messenger RNA, 342 nt
Organism: Didymodactylos carnosus
Lineage: Eukaryota; Metazoa; Rotifera; Eurotatoria; Philodinida; Philodinidae
Source: the annotation of a GenBank genome assembly